AUGAGGAGUGGAGGUGGGGGGGUGGCCGCAACGUCCCCUCUUACUAACCCCCACAUCCCCACCCCCAAUCAACCAACCCUCUGUAACCUCACCCCCCAUUUCAACCGCCCCCUGGAACUGCACUCCCUCCCCCCUUUUCUUCCUCCAGACCCCUCCCCACCCACGAUGGUCCCUGUCCAAUUCUUCACAAGCGGGGCUGCUGGUCAUAGGUGGGGCUGUUUGUCACAGGUGGGGCUGCUGGUCACAGGUGGGGCUGCUGGUCACAGGUGGGGCUGCUGGUCACAGGUGGGGCUGCUGGUCACGGGUGGGGCUGCUGGUCACAGGUGGGGCUGCUGGUCACAGGUGGGGCUGCUGGUCUCGGGUGGGGCUGAUGGUCACAGGUGGGGCUGCUGGUCACAGGUGGGGCUGCUGGUCACAGGUGGGGCUGCUGGUCACAGGUGGCGCUGGUGCCUGGUGCUGGCGGCUGGCGCUGGUGCUGGUGCCUGGUGCUGGCGCUGGCGCUGGUGCCUGGUGCUGGUGACUGGCGCUGGUGCUGGUGCCUGGUGUUGGUGGCUAGCGCUGGUGCUGGUGCCUGGUGCUGGCGGCUGGCGCUGGUGCUGGUGCCUGGUGCUGGCGGCUGGCGCUGGUGCUGGUGCCUGGUGCUGGCGGCUGGCACUGGUGCUGGUGCCUGGUGUUGGUGGCUGGCGCUGGCGCCUGGUGCUGGCGGCUGGCGCUGGUGCUGGUGCCUGGUGCUGGCGGCUGGCACUGGUGCCUGGUGCUGGCGGCUGGCACUGGUGCUGGUGCCUGAAGACUGGCGCUGGUUUUGGUGGGUGGUGCUGGCGUAACGGCGUUGGUGCCGGUGCUGGUGCUGGUGACUGGCUUCAGUGCUGGUGCUGGUUCCUGGUGCUGGUGGCUGGCGCUGAUGCUGGUGCCUGGUGCUGGCGCUGGUGCCUGGUGCUAGCGGCUGGCGCUGGUGCUGGUGCCUGGUGCUGGCGGCUGGCGCUGGUGCUGGCGCUUGGUGCUGGCGGCUGA
Molecule: messenger RNA, 1011 nt
Organism: Closterium sp. NIES-65
Lineage: Eukaryota; Viridiplantae; Streptophyta; Zygnematophyceae; Desmidiales; Closteriaceae
Source: the annotation of a GenBank genome assembly